AUGGAGAACACCGAGAUGCCUAACUCCUCCCAAAAGUCUACUCCACUAUUGCUGCACAUAGAAGGAGAUGUAUUUUACGUACCAUGCAUUUUAAGUACAAAUGGUCAAGAUUUUCGACCUUUACUUCAACCGAUAGCUCCAGCAGAAACUCGAUAUGACAGUUUAAAAACAAGUACAUGGUCUCUUAACGAAGAUAUUGUCCUUUACCGUAUAGUUGAGGCUCGAGGGCUCAAAGGAUGGAAUAUUUGGCUUAAUUUAGAUUAAGCACGACUAAGUCGUGCUCUGUAUUGCCUCGAUAUUAGGCUUAAUAUGCAUGCUUAUACAGUUCAUAGAUAUAGCCUUCCCAUCUCUCUUCUCAUAGAAGGAAUGGAAGUAUCGCUAUUAUUAUAAAAUCAGGAUGGAAAUCAAUAGCAAAAGAGCUCAAUUCCGUCAUGCACCAAAAAGUUGAAGUUAGAAAUGGUCGGCAAUGUCGCGAGCAUUGGUACAACCAUGUCGAUCCCAGCUUACGCAAAGGUGAAUGAACCUCGGAAGAAGAUAUUUAUAUCCUCGAGCAGCAAAGAAUCAUCGGCAACAAAUGAAGUGAAAUCGCUAGAGGACUGUCAGGGAGAACAGAAAACAGUGUAAAAAACCGAUGGAAAAGCCUUGUAAAAAAAUCUGAAAAAUUGUCACCAGGGUCUGACCCUGUAAGUUUAGUUUAUAAGCAAACAGAAAACAACGAAGCAAAACGUAUGAGGAUGUCACCGUCUAUAAGGAUGUCACCGUCUAUGAGGAUGUCACCAUCCUUGAAAAUGUCACCAUCUAUGAUGAGUGACAGAAUGCCAGGACAAGCAACAUUAAGCCCACAAAUGAAAAUGUUUGGGUUUAGGGAAUUGCCUCCUGGGUAUAGAGAUGGAGUUGCGAUGUGGAACCAAAUUUACUUUCAAAGUAAUCAAGAAAAUAUCACUGGGACUCCUUCUCCGUCUAUUUUUCUCUCAAUGUAG
Molecule: messenger RNA, 980 nt
Organism: Blepharisma stoltei
Lineage: Eukaryota; Ciliophora; Heterotrichea; Heterotrichida; Blepharismidae
Source: the annotation of a GenBank genome assembly